GAAGUUUGUCUCUCAGAUAGAGCAGAAGCAUUGCUCUGUAGAAUGUCUGGAGCCUAAGUAUAUGAAAAAAAAAAGAAGAAAAAAAAAGAAAGAGGAAGAAAGAAAGAAAACCUAAAGCCUGAUAAAUAGGCGAAAGGCCCAAUUUGCUCCAGCUGGAUUUCAGGGAGUUGAAGUAAUUGCUGAAUCAUAAUAUACUCCACUCUGUGUGGAAGAGGACAGACUGUAGUUUGGUUUUCCAUCUCACAUCUUUACACCACCUCAUUUCUCCAAAUUGAAGCUCCAUUUGUGACAAAGAAAAAUAAUAGAGCAAAACCAUGGAGUAUGGAAACCUAGUCUGACAUUACACACAAUAUUGUAUCCUAGCAGUUCCCUGCCUCUUUGCCAUGAGGGAGCAGGCUUUAUUUUUCAAAGCCCAUCAUUUACUGAAGUGAAUGAAGCAGUGGAAGUUGGACCAGAAUAUGGCAGAUACUUAUGGGACAGUACCGGAUGGGUACUGUCUUGCUGAACCUAUACAGUAUUAUGAUGUAAUGCCAGAACAUAUCAAUUAUCAGCUUCAGGACACUGAUUACCAAGUGGCACCUUACUGUCAGUAUUCAGCUGUCCAGUUUUCUCCAGCUUUACAGUCUCCACCUUCUCACAGUUACUACAAUACAUACAGUCUGGAUUCACAGCGUAAUGAUGGGCAAUACAUACUCAGCACCAGCGAAUUAAAUAAACCCGCUUGUAUGGUUACUCAUGAUACUGAGGAUGGAUAUCCAGGAAUAAGAAGAUCUAAACUAAAUCAUUCUUCUGUGAGAAUUAAAGGACAAGAGGAACUUUGUGUAGUUUGCGGUGAUAAAGCUUCAGGAUAUCAUUAUAAUGCACUUACCUGUGAAGGUUGUAAAGGUUUUUUCCGUCGCAGCAUCACCAAAAAUGCAGUAUACAGGUGCAAGAAUGGUGGGCACUGUGAAAUGGACAUGUAUAUGCGUAGAAAAUGUCAAGAGUGCCGUUUGAAAAAGUGUAAGGCAAUGGGCAUGUUAGCAGAAUGUUUGCUAACGGAAGUACAGUGUAAAUCCAAACGACUUAGAAAAAACUUCAAGCAGAAGAAUAGCUUUUUUUGUAACAUCAAAGUGGAAGAAGAAGGAAUAGACAAUAAGCAUGUGUCAUCUACAACUAGAUCUAGAAAAGUGCUACAGGACAGAGUGGAACUAACUCCAGUGGAACAUCAGCUCAUUGAGCACAUUGUGGCUGCUCAUCAAAGAUAUACAAUUCCACUAGAGGAAGCAAAGAAAUUACUCCAGGAAUAUGCGAAUCCUGAGGAAAGUUUCUUGCGACUUUCAGAGACAGCAGUGCUUCACAUUCAGAUGUUGGUGGAUUUUACAAAGAGACUUCCAGGAUUUGAAAGUUUGGCCAGUGAGGAUCAGAUUGCAUUGCUGAAGGGGUCAACAGUUGAAGUCAUGUUCCUUCGUUCAGCUCAAAUCUAUAAUCAGAAAGUUAAUGAAUGUCUUUCGUCAGCCAGUGGAAGUAAAUAUGAUGCUGUAAGGUUUUCUGAUCAUUCACUAAAUUAUCACAGUCAGAAUGCUGAUCAAAGUGUUAUUUAUUCUAUGGAAAUGCCUCACAAUGCAGAGAGUCCAACUUCUACUACAUCUGGCAUCACUGAAGAUUUUAUUACUGCACUCUUUUACUUCUACAGAAGCAUGGGAGAACUUAACGUUACUGAAACUGAGUAUGCUCUGCUUGCAGCAACAACUGUGUUUUUUUCAGAUCGUCCACUGCUUAAAAAUAAGCAACAUGUGGAAAAACUACAGGAACCACUUUUAGGAAUUUUGUAUAAAUAUUCAAAAAUAUAUCAUCCCGAAGAUCCUCAACAUUUUGCUCGUCUCAUAGGAAGACUUACUGAGCUCAGAACACUGAAUCACAACCAUUCAGAAGUUUUGGUCACCUGGAAAUCCAAGGACCCCAAACUUAAUAGUUUACUCUGUGAGAUUUGGGAUAUGCACUGAAUAGCUACUAAUAUUGCUGAGAUUCCACCAUCACCUUGUUUUUUUCUUAAAUUUCUUGAAACGCAAAUUGUUCAUUUAUUUUAUUUUAAAAAGUUUUAUUUUGUGCCUUGUAUUUUUACAGUACAGUCAUUUCCCUUUAACCACUCCUCCUUCCCCCUUCUGUUCUCCCCAUGUAUCCUACCUUGUAAUAGAAAAUAGACACUGCCAAUUUGGACUUUUGUCUGUAUUUCGUGUCCAUAAUCCCCUUGCUUUUCUCCUUCCUCAUCUCUACCUUCCAGCUUCCCUGGUUUCCUUAAAUAUCAGAUAAAA
Molecule: messenger RNA, 2291 nt
Organism: Vombatus ursinus (common wombat)
Lineage: Eukaryota; Metazoa; Chordata; Mammalia; Diprotodontia; Vombatidae
Product: bile acid receptor-like
Exons: 12
Coding region: 432-1982 (516 amino acids)
Biological process (GO): negative regulation of transcription by RNA polymerase II; lipid metabolic process; negative regulation of inflammatory response
Molecular function (GO): zinc ion binding; RNA polymerase II cis-regulatory region sequence-specific DNA binding; nuclear receptor activity
Source: RefSeq, a predicted model, not a curated record